This is a messenger RNA of Betta splendens (Siamese fighting fish), 8190 nucleotides long. Its product is annotated as semaphorin-5B-like. The transcript has 22 exons. The record is from RefSeq and is a predicted model, not a curated record. Gene Ontology annotation, molecular function: chemorepellent activity; semaphorin receptor binding. Bases 2309 to 5572 code for a protein of 1087 amino acids. Gene Ontology annotation, biological process: neural crest cell migration; semaphorin-plexin signaling pathway; negative regulation of axon extension involved in axon guidance. NCBI's taxonomy places the organism in Eukaryota, Metazoa, Chordata, Actinopteri, Anabantiformes, Osphronemidae.
GGGUAACCACUGCAGGGCUCCUUCACAGCUGCCCACCGACUCACAGAGGCCUGUGGAGAGACUGGGUUUUAUUUCUAACCUACAGUAGGAGAGCGUCCGAGCAUCUUUGAGCUCAGCCUCGUCGCUCCCAUCAGCCUCAUUUCCAGCCGCGUCAGGCAGCAGUUUAACAGAGGACAAACACACAACAGCGCUCAGAGACCGCAGCCAGCGGAGUAUGAUGGAGGGUUUAGCAGGUGAAGAGCCAGAUGUAACACGCUGUAAAACACACCGGCUCAAACGGGGACGUGCGCUGGCCCUGCUUCACCAGGACGCUGUUCUCAGAUCAGCCGCAGCAUCAGAACCAGCGCGGCCCUCACUCUGGGCCCUGGAGCCCUCCGUCCUCUGCAGCUCAGCGCUGACCCUCUCUCCGCUCCCGCCCUGGCUUUUGCUGUAAUCCGUCAGCCUCGGCAGUGACAGGAGGGCUGUAAAAACAGAGCCGGAGGAGGUCAUCCAAAAGUUUGCACAGGGAACUCUGGGGGGUUCUGUGGCGGCGGGCCUGACGCUGAGCGAGAUGAAUGUGCUGCCCUGUAAAGGUUAGGGAUGAGGCGGCGGCCUGUUAUUUGUCUCCUCCGUCCUGCCGGGCACACGGGGACCAAACCAGCCUGUCGCUCCCAGCCAAUAUGAUUUAUCGGCACUAUUAAUUUCCCAAACGGGAGGUGCCCCUCGCGUUCUGGGAGCGGCAGCCACUUCCACAGCCCGGUCCCUGCCAGGCGUACUGUAUGUCACCGUGGACACUCAGAGAAACCCGGGUGUCAGCUGUGAAGAACGCUGCAUCCAUCCACCAGACGCACCGCUUCAUUCCUGCUCACAUUCUAGCAGACGUCCUUCCCCGUGACUGAGGCGAGUUCUCAUCAUCUGCUUUGUCUCCUCUGAAAAAGAAUUGCCGACAGUCGGCCACAUUGUUCGUGACGUGACAGACUCAAGGUUUAUUUUAUAAAUCUUGCGUCGCCUGUUUAUUUAAUUUAAAAAGUGUUUUUAAUGAUUAUCUUGGGCUUUUAAAAAAUGUCAUUUUGACUUUUACUGAAGGAAAAUGUUGCAUUUUAGAAAACAACAUAACCAUAAAUUUGCAUAAAUGCAAGCUUUGCAAAACUGUGGUGAGAUUUUUAAAGUACUUUGAGUAAGUUAUAAAAGGUUGUUAUUUACUGCUGUGGCGACUGGAAGCCAGGCUGGAUUUCGUUGUUUAGGCAAACAAAAUGUUUGUCAGAGCUAAUGACUUUUGCUGUUGACUCUGUCUCCUGGUCCAUUUACAUACUGAUGAUACUGCAGCUGGAUCCCAAUAACAGCAAUGUUCCUAUUGUAUCCAGAUGAUUUGGUGACCGGUUGGUUCCCCACCAGCCUUCAGCAGUUUAGCAAAUCUAUUCCAACCUGAGUGCGAUGCUCUCCCCGCUGUGCUGCUUUCUGCCACUCACCAAUAACAGAACCUCCUCCACUGAGAAAUAAGGUUCUGGAGCAUAUUUCUAAUACUUAAAAAGAAAGCAAGCCCUAGAUCUGUAAUGUCCUUUUAUUAAUUAACCAACAAAUUAACCAACCAUUCCGAUAAAAUAAGACAUGAUUUGUGUCUUCUAUAUAUGAAUGUUUCACUGCUUCAUUCUCUGUUUGAGAAAUCAAAUUCAUGAGAUUUACAAGAAUUUAUUUCUGAAAUAACAAUGUAUCACUGUAUUCUCAGCUAGAACAUUAAUGUGUGAAAACAUGCUGUCCACAAACAGACUUGGGUGACAGACUGUAAAAAAAUCAAUUUAAAUUCAGUGUUUCUUCCCAAAACAUGUUGUGUUCACGUCUUUCUUCUUCGUUGGUUGUGGUUCGUAGCCUUGUUGCUACCACCUGUUGAUCUGUGGAGCACAUCUGGGAUGUUUUGCCUCUGCGGCCAGAGUAUUUGUAGAUGGUUUAUGAAUUGGCUUCCCACAGUAUUGAACCUAUAAGGUGACGCUUUGAGCCCAAACGCGCCCGAUGCUGUGGACGCACUGACGCAGGACAGACGCCCCCUCUCCAUUCAGCAAGUUGCCAGUUUUGCUCCGCACAAACAGGAAUGCUCAGCCCCCCCCCCCAACACACACCCUCGCCCCCACCUCCUCCCUGCACACUCUGGUCAGCGUGCCACUGUGUGCCGAUGUGUAACAAGUUCUCUGGCUCUUGUUCCUCAUACCUCUCCCUUUCUCUCCCACCAUGUGAGGCGUCUGGACCGGUGCCACCCUUUUGUCUCGCCGAGCGGCCGGGUGACGCUGAAUGAGUGAUUCCUGAGGGUCUGAAUCGACUGGAUGUGGUUGUAGCCAUGGUGACGUCAGGGUGGGGGGCGCGUGGCCUUGUGUUGGUCAUCUGCUCAGCUGUGUGUGUGUCCCAGGAGCCUCCCAUCAAACCUGCCGAGUGCAGCAGAAAGGAGCACCCCGUGGUCUCCUACCAAGGGUUAAGGCCGUGGGUGUCAGAGUUCUCCCACCCAGGAGUCAAGGAUUUCUCCCAGCUCGCUCUGGACCUGGGCAGAAACCAGAUCGUUGUUGGAGCGCGAAACUUCAUAUUCCGGCUGAGGUUGAGCAACACCUCGCUCAUACAGGCCACAGAAUGGGCACCUGAUGAAGACACGAAGCGUUCAUGUCAGAGCAAGGGCAAGUCUGAGGAGGAGUGUCAGAACUACGUCCGAGUCCUGCUGAUCAGCGGGAGCACGCUGCUGACGUGUGGAACCAACGCCUUCACCCCCGUCUGUGUGACCAGGCAGAUUGGAAACCUCAGCCAGGUGCUGGACACCGUGAACGGCGUGGCCCGCUGUCCCUACGACCCGCGCCACAACUCCACCGCCAUGGUGACCGAGCGCGGCGAGCUCUACGCCGCCACAGUCAUCGACUUCUCGGGCCGCGACCCGGUCAUCUACCGGAGCCUGGGGAACCAGCCCCCUCUGCGCACCGCCCAGUACAACUCCAAAUGGCUCAACGAGCCCCAUUUCGUGUCCGUCUAUGAGAUCGGACGCUUCGCCUACUUCUUCUUCAGAGAGACGGCGGUCGAGAACGACUGCGGGAAGAUGGUGUUCUCUCGGGUGGCCAGGGUUUGCAAGAACGACAUGGGAGGCCGUUUCCUGUUGGAGGACACCUGGACCACCUUCAUGAAGGCCAGACUCAACUGCUCGCGCUCAGGGGAAAUCCCCUUCUACUACAACGAGCUGCAGAGCACCUUUUACCUCCCUGAGCAGGACGUGGUCUACGGCAUCUUCACCACCAACGUUAACAGCAUUUCGGCCUCAGCCGUGUGUGGCUUCAACCUGAGCUCCAUCACCCAGGCCUUCAACGGGCCGUUCCGCUACCAGGAGAACCCCCGCACCGCGUGGCUCUCCACACCAAAUCCCAUACCCAAUUUUCAGUGUGGAACGCUGGAGGAGGGAGGUCCCGGGGGAAACCUCACCGAGCGCAACCUCCAGGACGCGCAGCGCCUCUUCCUGAUGAACGACGUGGUGCAGCCCGUGACCGUCAACCCCCUCCUCACACAGGACAACCUGCGCUUCUCCAGGCUGGUGGUGGACGUCGUGCAGGGCAGAGACACCCUCUACCACGUCAUGUACAUCGGGACCGAAUAUGGCACCAUCCUCAAGACUCUCGCCACAACCAAUAAAAGCCUUCAUGGCUGUUACCUGGAGGAGCUCAGGAUCCUCCCCCCAGGACAGAUCCGGCCAAUCAGGAGCCUCCAAAUCCUCCACAGUGACAGGUCCUUGUUUGUAGGGCUCGAUGACCGACUGGUGAAGAUCCCGUUACAGAGAUGCUCCAACUACCCAACAGAACGUCAGUGCCUGGAGGCUCGGGACCCGUACUGUGGCUGGGAUCUCAGCCUGAAACGCUGUACCACCAUUGAAGAGAGCUCCAACAUGAACCAUUGGACCCAAAACAUCACAGAGUGUCCGGUCAGGAACCUGACUCAGGACGGUGCUUUCGGCCCUUGGGCACCGUGGCAGCCCUGUAACCAUGACGACGGCGAGGGCUCCGUCAGCAGCUGCGCGUGCCGUUCCCGCUCAUGCGACGGCCCAGCGGCCCGGUGUGGCGGCGCCGAGUGCAGGGGUCCGACCAUCCAGGUGGCCAACUGUUCCAGGAACGGUGGGUGGACUCCCUGGUCCUCAUGGGGCCAGUGCAGCAGCAGCUGUGGCAUCGGCUUUGAGGUGAGGCAGCGUUCCUGCAACAACCCCUCCCCUCGCCACGGGGGCCGGGUCUGCGUGGGCCAGGGUCGCGAGGAGAGGCUGUGCAACGAGAAGAAGCCGUGUCCCCUGCCAGUGGCGUGGACGGCGUGGGGCCCCUGGGCUCACUGCAGCGCCGAAUGCGGGGGCGGGGUCCAUUCCAGGAGCAGAACCUGCGAGAACGGGAACACGUGUCCCGGAUGUGCCACGGAAUAUAAGGUGUGUAACCUGGAGGCUUGCCCCGAGGUGCGGCGCAACACCCCGUGGACGCCCUGGAUGCCGGUGAACGUGAGCCAGGACGGCUCGCGGCAGGAGCAGCGGUACCGGUACAUCUGCCGAGCGCUGCUGCCCAGCCCCCAGCAGCUCCAGCUGGGCAAGAAGAAGGUGGAGACGCGCUUCUGCCCCAGCGACAGCUCUGGAGCCUGUCAGACCGACUCACUGGUGGACGACCUGAUGAGGACGAGCGGCCGAACCCCCGCCCAGCCUCAAGGCUCUCGCUGGGGAUCCUGGGAAACGUGGUCCACCUGUUCCCAGCAGUGUUCCCGAGGCUUCCGGACCCGGAAGCGCAGCUGUUCGACAGCGGAGGGCAGGACCAACCCCAGCGCAUGCGUGGGGUCUCCAGUGGAGUAUCAGGACUGCAACACUCAGCCCUGUCCAGUGAGUGGGGCCUGGUCCUGCUGGUCCUCCUGGUCCCAGUGCUCAUCCAGCUGUGGAGGCGGACACCACCAGCGGACUCGCACAUGCAACAGUCCGGCGCCCGCCAACGGAGGAGACAUAUGUAUAGGCCUUCACACUGAGGAGGCCCUCUGCAACACACAUGUCUGUGAAGGUUGGGGGGAGUGGACGGAGUGGGGGGACUGCGACGAGGACGGCCUGCAGCACCGCACCCGGAGCUGUGGCGAGGACCACGGCGCUGACGCCAGCCUCUGCCAGGGCAACGUGACCCAGGCCCGGCUGUGCCAGGCUCACGAGGUGCCAGUGAUUUUACCCGGACAGGAAGAGCAGAGCUGUGGAACCUUCACCUUGUUCCAGUUGGUAGCUGUGGGCUCAGCCAGUUUCUUCGCGGCAGCGCUGCUGUCGGCGCUGGCCUACACCUACUGCCACCACCUGAACCGGCCGUCCCCAGAGUCAGCGGUCAUCCACCCCAGCACACCCAACCACCUGACCUACAACAAGCAGGGCAACGCCACACCAAAGAAUGAAAAGUACAUCCCAAUGGAGUUUAAGAUGCUGAACAAAAACAAUCUUCACGUGAACGAGGAGACGUGCAACCACUUCCCAACGCCGCUGCCCUCCAGCAACAUGUUCGCCACCACCUACUACCCUUCUGGCCUCAGCAAGUAUGACUUCCAUCAGGACUCGCCCUGCAGGACCUACAUGCACAGCUGAGGCAGAACCUCCUCGCUUUCCUAAUAACACCGCCCUCUAAGACAUCUCAAGAUCUAUUGUGGAUUUGUCAACAAAACCCUAAAUGAAAAACUGAAGUCAUUCCAAUGUUACAGUGAAGAUUUUAAAUCUGUUAGUAAUUGUAAAUGUUACACACAUUUUCAGAUACCUGUAUUUUGCAGUGUCCCAUAAACACUAGACACUUAGUUUUUGUUUUUGUAACACGUGGCUGCUUUUUGGUUUAGAACAAACAGACUCGGGAGACAAUAAACCGACACGAAGGCGCGUGUACUGAAGCUCGCAGCAGCCUUUACAGCAGUACCUCCCAUGUUUUCAUGGAACCAGCACCCACAGAGCUGGCCUUUCCAAUCCCGAGGUGCUCCAUUUGUGCUCAGGUCAGUGUCAAAGUAUAGAAGGACCCCACACUCCAGGGCUUGAAUUACCCUUCACUCUAUGUAUAUGCCUGGACUCCACUGGACUGAGAAAAGACUCAAUAACCUGCAGGUUAUUGUUUUGAAGACUGUAUCAUUUUGGCAGAUGAGAUCAGAUGACCCACUGACUUUAUACUGGUCCACGGAACACUUGGACAUUAAAGUGUGGACUCCAUCCAUGAGGACUGAUAUCUGAGAAACAUCUCUGCAUUUGGUUCUUUGUGUCAUGUGAAUGAAAAAUUGUGAAAGAAAAUGAACAGAAUUGCAGGUUUCUGCCUUCUUUGCUUUAAUAUUCAAGUUGAGCAGCUUUCAUCACUGAAAACAACACUGAAGAGGACAUUUCUGACAUAUUUCACUAUGCACUGCACAUUACUGAAGCUGGCCUGAUUUUCAUGUUUUUUCAUUGUAUUUACUGAACAUGAUGAAUGAUAUAGUACUAUACUUUAGAGACCUUUUUGUCGAUCAAACUGCUUUUUUCUUAGUGUCGAUGCAUUGAGGUUUUUGCUCUCACUUUGCCAAAUACCCUGUCAUGCAGCUGUACAGCUGUUACCAGCGGUUUGGGUAAUGACACAAACAUUAAAAAGUUUGCCUUCUCAACAGCUGAACCUCUCGAGGUUCAAUUUAGGUACAAUCUCAUUAGCAUCUAUAUCUUCGCAAGCUAAUUCCUUUAUGUGUGAAGAAACAAAAGGUUAGCAGUAAAAAAGCAAUGACUUUCGGCAUCACCCUCCUUUUAAAGCUCCGGGUCAGUUAUUCCACUCAGUCAUCAUGGAGUGAUUUCCAGGUUUGUCCUCAUUAGGACUUUCAAUUUUGGGGGCUUAUGUUCUUUUUUAUGGCAGAAAAGGACAAUUAUUUGCCUUAAUUGUGAUAAAUAUUCUUAACACAAACAGAGACAGCAGAUUCGUGUCAUUACCAAAGCUUUGGCCUCAGCUGUAUGUACAAUACUGUACAUAAGUGUGAUGCGUUAACUUGUUUCUAAUGUACUGAAAUGAGCCGACAUCAGCGGCUGCCUGGAAACACAAUAAUGGAACGACAACCAAUAACACUUAGACAAUGCUGUGCAGCAUUCGCCUUUGUGGUUUGCUUUUCAGACAUAUGCUAACCACUGGUAAGACCAAUAGAAACAUCAGCAUAAAGGAACAUACUUUUUGACCUUUUAUCUUUUUCUACAGCUGCAUAGAUUUUCUCCAGGUGCUCCAGUUCCCACCACAACCCCAAACCAUGCGGCUACGGUGAACUGGAUACUCUAAAACUCUGAUGUGUUUGUCUGCCGUGUUUUUCUAUUUUACAAAUAUGAGGUUUUAGUGUUCAGGCUGGAUGCAGCCAAUUACGUCCUGGACUCAGUUGUCACAUUAACUAUGUUAACAUCACUGUGCAUGAACAAAGGCUUUUAGUCUUUCUUUUAUCCUUGUUUCUAGCAAUGGAUUUAUAAGUGAUAUGUUGUCAAUUGUAUCCUAUUCCCACUAUGAUACUUAGACUCUGUUUACAUAUUGCAUGGGUAAGAAGAUACAUAUGUACCUUAGAGGUCUGUCAUAUCAAUAAUUUCCAGCAGAUAAAGCAAUGUCUUACAAAUACUCACUACAGGUCUACAUAUAGAAUAAAUAAAUACACAGACAGCCAAUCACUGCAUGUUUUUAGAUUAUGGGACGAAACCAGAGGAUCUGGAGGAAACCCACACAGACACGAGGGAAACAAGCAAACUCCAUACAGAAAGGCUCACACCAAGUUGGACGUACUCAUAUAAAGUCAAUAGGAGGACAUGUCACAUGGCUUUUAAAUAACAAGUUGAAAUAGUAAAUGUCAGGGUUUUCUUUUUGCAUUUCAUGACAUGUUGAUAUUUAAAGUUUCUGUAAAGUAGAUAUUGCACAGAGCGUCUUGUGUUUGUAAAUUGUUAAUACCAAGAAAUGAAGUAGAUGUUUUACAUUUCUUGCAGUGUUCUGUAGCAUGAAACGAACAGUCCUGCUAAUAUGUGUUCAUGUUUCAGUGCUUGCUUGCAGCAUGCGCCUAAUACGUCUAAAUGUAUCCAGUAUUUACUCAAACACACACGCACACACACUCUACACUGCUCAUUAUGACUGAUGAAUUUGACUGAACUGCCUUCUUGACACUGUGAACUUUUGGUACUACUAUAUUUUUGUAAAAUUAUGUCCACUGUAAAAUAUCAAGUCGAAUAAAUUGAAUUUGGUGCCAGUA